AGAGCCUGCCAAAGAGGAGGAUGUGUGAAGUGAAGCGUUCUGUGCUGGGUCCAUGUUCCAAGUGUUCUGCUGAAAGGUCUGAAGCAUCAACAUCUAUUAGAUGGAUUAUAAAUAGAGUGCUUGAUAAAAUAGAUGGAUAACCUGCAGGCUGAGAACUGGCGCUGGUUUGAACUGGCCUGAGCCCUGAGAACAACAGCUAGGAACAUGAGCAGAGGGCAGAACUGGAGGCUAACUUUAGAAACAAGUUUUGGAAAGAACUCUGUGGAUGAUUGACAGGCCUACUCUCCUCCAGGUCUUCAUGGUGCAACCUGCCAGCAAUAAAGAGUGGGCAAGGGUUACAGCCUCACUAGGAGAAUAAAAGCCUCCGACCCUGCAGGAAGUGCAAAGCAUUCAACAGAGCAGAGGUAAUAGGGAGAACACCAAGGUCUUUCUCCAGCCCAACCUAAACAGAAAUUAUCAAAGCAAGAGAGCAUCACAGCAUAUCAGGUUUUCCCUGGGCACAGUAAAAGUAGGAGACAUGAAUCUGAACGAAAGAAGGAGGAGUGAGAUUCUGCUGGAGGAGAUGUUGCUACUGACUGCCCAGAACCUACCUGAAGUAGAAAUGAAGGAUAACUACACAAUUCUCAAGGAGCUGGGCAAUGGCUCCUACGGUCAUGUGCUUCUAGCAAUGAACCAGUCACAAGGAAAUCUAAUGGCGCUGAAGUUUAUGCAGAAGAGCAUAACAGAUCUUCAUGUUUUUCUUGGGGAAUAUUGUGUCUCACUAAUCCUGGCAGCUCACCCGUGCAUUAUUGGGACCUUCGGCAUUGCCUUUCAGACUGACAGCCAUUAUGUUUUUGCCCAAGAGUUGGCAGUGGACAACCUCUUCUCCCUCAUGAAACCUCAGAUUGGAGUGCCUGAGAUGACAGUUAAACGCUGUGCAAUCCAACUUUCCAGUGCUUUGGAGUAUAUGCAUAUAAAAGGACUGGUUCACCGUGAUAUAAAACCUGAAAACAUCCUUAUUUUUGACCAGGAAUGUCGCCAGGUCAAGCUGACUGACUUUGGACUCACUUGCACUAAGGGCACCUCAGUGGAAUCUCUGCCUGAGAACCUGCCUUAUACAGCACCAGAAAUGUGCAAACUGGGUGCUUUGGACAGACUGAUUGUGCAAACCAGCCUUGAUGUUUGGUCUUUUGGGGUGCUCUUGUUCUGUAUCUUGACUGGAUACUUUCCUUGGAACUCUGCAGUGCCAACAGAUAAAAAUUAUUCAGCUUACACCAAGUGGCACAGAAGCAGCAGGAUCUUUAAGCUUCCCAUGCAGUGGAACGUCCUUACUACAGAGGCUCUAGAGAUGUUAAGGAAGAUGCUUGUCCUAGAACCAACAAAAAGGUGCACCCCUAACGAAGUCAUGAACUGUCUCAAGACACCAUGGAAAAUUAACCUUGAGAAUAAAAAUGGGAAUGCCAGCAGAGGGAAGUUGGACAAUUCCAAUUAUUUAGGAGAUAAACUGGACAACAAAAAUAUUAGGAGGAGGGCAAGAUGAUUUUAUAUGAUAUAUGUUAUAUGAUAUCUUUGUUAUUAUAUAUUUCUGAUAGCCAGUGGCACAUUGCCAGUCAGCGAGGAGGUCCUGCACCUAUAAGGAGAGAUUGCAGGAGCUUCAGUUUCAGAAAGACAGCAGCAGUUGUGGAUGACACACAGUCUUAGCAGUUGAGAAGUGUAGGUUUGAUGGAGGUUUUUGAGGGUCUUUUAGACAGCAGUCUGAAAAUGUCCUUUGUUAAUAACAAUCCUGUCUAAUGCUUUUAGCAGUGUGUUAUAUUACUGACUACAGAGGGUAUGUACCUGGAUCAUAUGCCAUUUUUGGACAGCAAAACACGUAGCUUGAUUAUUUGGUACAACCCUUCUCAUAGAAUGAAGAGCUCCAGAAUUGAAAGUAUUAAUUAUAAGGCUACUAUGCUUUAUACUAUAAUGCUUAUUAUAUUUUCUAUAGCAGAAUACAGUGUUCUUAUGAAAAAGCAAAGAAAAUGGGCCACCCCAGCGCCUAUACUAAGAACAAGGGACUGCUCAACAUGUCCCUUUAACAUGCCUUCAUAAACACCAAUUACAUACCUUUAUACAAGAGUAGAGAUGCCAUAUUUCUAACCUUGACUAAGGCAUUCCCUGUAGAUUUUUUUAAGCAGCCCAGUCUUCCUUUGAUCGUUAAAUAGAAGUAUUUUGUAAGGCAAGCAAUAGUUUUAAGCAUGUUCUGUGCACACAGCACUCUGAGGAAAUAGAUUAUUGUUGAUAUAUGAUCAAAAAAAAGAUAUACAAGACAUGUUUUAUUAGAUGCUGGUACACUUUAGUGACUUUGUUAGUGAAUUAACCCUCUGUACCAGGCACAUUACAUUAAAAAGUGAUUUCAAUGUACAUUUUCAUUAAUAACCUAAUUCAGAUGUUUUGUCUAACAAGCAGAUUAUAUCUACAGUAUAUAUUACAUUCAUGUAUAUAGAUACAAGACAUAUAUAUGUUUAUAUGCUAUGAUAUCUAAAUAUGUGAAUGUUAAGGUAUACAGAACUUGAGAAACCCCAGCAUGUUCAUGUAUUUUAUAGUAUUUGGAACCCUGUUCAGUUAUGAAUGCAACAACAUACAGUACACCCAAGAGAUACUCAGUUUAAGUUUUACAGCCCAUUUACUGAGCUUAGACAAAGUAAGUCUCCCAGCCGUAAUAAAACUGAUCCAGACUCUUUGGAAUCCAAGGGAUGAUACAGAUCAUAAAUGUAACCAGAGAACGACAGCAUAAGUUUACAGGCUGGAUGACCCAUAAUUAAUUUGAAGAUAUUAACCUUACCUGACAUUAUUAAAUAUUAAAGAGUGUUUUACUUCAGAAUAAUUAACUUGCAGCCCUGCUCAUUAUUAAACAGAAAUACCAGCAUGUCGUAAACUACAGUUCAGCAACAGCUGGAUUAGAUAUGCAGGCUUUACAUUAAUUUAGUCUAAACAUGACAAUAAUGUCGAAGGAAUGGCUUUGGAUAGCAGUCACUUGCACUUGGAUAAAACGAUUCAUGUUUCCAGCUGUAAAUUCUGUCUGCACCUUACUUUACUUUGAACAUAAACAUAGUGACCUUUGAGUGUUAUGGACCAAUCAUUUGUAUCAUUUGUAUAACAAGCCCCAAAAGCCAUUUUUGUAUUACUGCAUUAAAUAAAUAUUAUAUUCUGAAAAUCAA
Messenger RNA from Xenopus laevis (African clawed frog), 3176 nucleotides. It is a transcript of the gene sbk1l2.S, whose product is annotated as SH3 domain binding kinase 1 like 2 S homeolog. The record is from RefSeq and is a predicted model, not a curated record. Gene Ontology annotation, molecular function: transferase activity; protein serine/threonine kinase activity; kinase activity. The transcript is spliced from 4 exons. NCBI's taxonomy places the organism in Eukaryota, Metazoa, Chordata, Amphibia, Anura, Pipidae. The coding region runs from base 518 to 1519 and encodes 333 amino acids.